ACCUCUUAUUAAACACUAUAUAAACACUCUAUUUUUUCAUCGAUCAUCAUCCAUUCAUCGAUCAUCAUCCAAACAACACCACUUUACAUUUAUAUUAUCUGUUGUUUAUUUAUUAUUUCCUGUGUCAAGAUGACUGUUUGCUUCGAUCAAUCCGUACAAGAUCCCCAAUUGGUUGAUAACAAGAACCAUUGUAACACCCAUGAACUGGUAUUGGAGGAAGGGUUUAUGGUGCCUCAUCAUAAUGUGGGUACUGGUGGGUUUGAUGCACCAGAAAUCAAUGCAUUUGGUCACACUUUCAGAGAUUAUGAUGUGGAGAGUGAAAGACAGAAGCAGGUGGAGGAGUUUUAUAGGAUGAACCACAUUUACCAAACAUAUGAUUAUGUGAAGAAGAUGAGAGAAGAGUAUAAGAAACUGGAUAAGUUGGAGAUGAGCAUCUGGGAAUGUUGUGAGCUGUUAAAUGAAGUUGUAGAUGAAAGUGAUCCUGAUUUGGAUGAACCGCAAAUCGAGCAUUUGUUGCAGACAGCUGAAGCUAUUAGGAAAGAUUAUCCAGAUGAAGAUUGGCUCCAUUUGACUGCCCUUAUUCAUGACCUUGGAAAAGUUCUUCUUCUUCCAAGAUUUGGGGAGCUUCCACAAUGGGCAGUUGUGGGUGACACACACCCUCUUGGUUGUGCUUUUGAUGACUCAAUUGUUCACCACAAGUAUUUUAAAGAAAAUCCAGAUAUGAACAAUCCUGCUUAUCAAACUAAGAAUGGCAUUUAUUCAGAAGGAUGUGGACUGGAAAAUGUGAUGAUUUCAUGGGGUCAUGAUGACUACAUGUAUUUGGUGGCUAAGGAAAAUGGAACCACUCUGCCUCAAGCAGGACUGUUCAUUAUCCGUUACCACUCGUUCUACCCAUUGCACCGGUCUGGAGCGUAUAAGCAUUUGAUGAAUGAGGAGGAUGCUGAGAACUUGAAGUGGCUUCAAAUUUUCAACAAGUAUGAUCUUUACAGUAAAAGCAAAGUCCGUGUUGAUGUCGAAAAGGUGAAGCCAUACUACAUGUCCCUCAUUGCAAAGUAUUUCCCAGAAAAGCUCAGAUGGUGAUUGUUGGUGUGCAUCGAUCACAUUGCAACAACAUUUACAUAUUCUUUCUAGAUUUAAUGAAAUUUAUAAAUCCUGCAUUAUCUUCAACAAUUGUAUGAGCAUAUUUGUAAUGAUAUAAAGAUAUUUUGUGGGCCGGAUGUGGCCCACGAUCAGA
This is a messenger RNA of Helianthus annuus (common sunflower), 1234 nucleotides long. Its product is annotated as inositol oxygenase 4. NCBI's taxonomy places the organism in Eukaryota, Viridiplantae, Streptophyta, Magnoliopsida, Asterales, Asteraceae. Bases 130 to 1080 code for a protein of 316 amino acids. The transcript is spliced from 10 exons. Gene Ontology annotation, biological process: inositol catabolic process. The record is from RefSeq and is a predicted model, not a curated record. Gene Ontology annotation, molecular function: inositol oxygenase activity; iron ion binding. Gene Ontology annotation, cellular component: cytoplasm.